This is a messenger RNA of Camelina sativa (false flax), 650 nucleotides long. RefSeq lists its product as uncharacterized. Lineage: Eukaryota; Viridiplantae; Streptophyta; Magnoliopsida; Brassicales; Brassicaceae. The record is from RefSeq and is a predicted model, not a curated record.
CAAUGGCUUCUUAUUUUCAGAGAAAGUUAUGUUUGUUCCAAAACAUUCUCGUAUCGUGUCUGAAUCUCACACUCCUCAUCCUCUCCCUCUGUUCUUUCGUACCGAUCAUUAUUCUUAGAAACCCUCCAACUUCACUCGGUUUAGCCGUCCUCGCUGUCUCUCUCCUCUCUCUUAUCUCUUCCUUUGCGGGUGCCUCUUUGGACCAAUCUAGAUCAUGUUUCAUCGGGCGAGUCACACUUCAUGUUUCUUCUUUGACGGGUCAGUUGAUGGCAGUUUUUAUGAUGUUUAGCAGAGAAAAUCAGAGUCUUUCCUUUCUGAUAUCGCCACGGGACCCUAGAGAGGCUAAAGCUUUGGUUAGGAUAGAAUGUGGGGUUUUCAUGGUGAUGAUUCCGUUGCAGAUGAUGGUUCUGGUUUUGGCUUGUGUGGUGCAUUGUUACUGGGUUAGAGAGUUGGAAGGGUUAGAUGCGGAGAGUCAAAGUGAACGUUCUUUAACAAGAAACUGUAACACAACCGUUGAAGAAGUGAAUGUUAAAACAAUGGAACUGGAAGAGAAGACUCAUGUAUGAGUCCACAUUUUGUGUUAAUUGAUUCGGGGGCAUUCAAAGUUAUAUUUUAUGUCUUGGUUAAAUAGAAAAUAUUAUUUGCUGUAC